Molecule: messenger RNA, 444 nt
Organism: Fibroporia radiculosa
Lineage: Eukaryota; Fungi; Basidiomycota; Agaricomycetes; Polyporales; Fibroporiaceae
Exons: 2
Coding region: 1-444 (147 amino acids)
Biological process (GO): translation
Cellular component (GO): ribosome; cytosolic small ribosomal subunit
Molecular function (GO): structural constituent of ribosome
Source: RefSeq, a predicted model, not a curated record
AUGUCUGACGCUGGAGAUGAAAUUCAGGUCGACGAGACCACCGUCGAGGUCGAGGCUCCCGCUGAGGCUCCCAAGGGAAAGCUUUCGGUGGAAGAGGCACUUCAGCAAGUUCUGAAGAAUGCCCUUGUCCACGAUGGUCUUGCCCGUGGUCUUCGUGAGUGUGCCAAGGCUCUUGACAAGCGCCAGGCGCACCUUUGCGUCCUCGUCGAGACCUGCACGGAAGCCGAGUACAUCAAGCUUAUUGAAGCUCUCUGCGCCGAGCACAAGAUCAACCUCAUCAAAGUCGGGGAUGCGAAGGUUCUCGGUACUUGGGCGGGCCUCUGCAAAAUUGAUCGCGAGGGCAACCCGCGCAAGGUCGUGGGCUGCUCUUGUGUCGUUGUCAAGGAUUAUGGUACAGAGAGCGAGGGUCUUCACGUCCUUUUGGACUACUUCAAGAACCGCUAA